Molecule: messenger RNA, 645 nt
Organism: Priapulus caudatus
Lineage: Eukaryota; Metazoa; Priapulida; Priapulimorpha; Priapulimorphida; Priapulidae
Product: dopamine receptor 2-like
Exons: 2
Coding region: 1-645 (214 amino acids)
Biological process (GO): chemical synaptic transmission; G protein-coupled receptor signaling pathway, coupled to cyclic nucleotide second messenger
Cellular component (GO): membrane; dendrite
Molecular function (GO): neurotransmitter receptor activity; G protein-coupled serotonin receptor activity
Source: RefSeq, a predicted model, not a curated record
AUGUUGGCCAUCAGUAGAUACCCUGCGCUGCAGAACUACGGUUACUACAUACUCGCCUCGCUCGCCGCGUGCGACUGCCUCUACGGUAUACAGUCCAUCCUCGCCGAGGGCGACAUCUGGUGGGCGGCGGGCUACGCGCAUGCGCAUCGCUGCUCGCUCUGGAAGGCCUUCAUGGAAGAACUGGACGCCUACCUGUCGUCGUGCAGCUUUCUGCAUCUACUCGCCGUUGCCAUGGAGAAAUACGUCGCCAUCCUGCAUCCGAUGGCCUACCCGCGUCUGCUGACGGCGCGCCGUCUGGCGGCGGGCGUCGCGGCGACGUGGCUGCUCGCGGGGGCAUACGCCGGCGUCGUCGUCGUCGUCGGCAGCGCCCCCUGCGUGCUGUUCCCUGGCACCGGCGGCGGCCACCAGGAGAUGACGGCGGUCGCCAUCUUCGCCGUUCCCGGCGUGGCGCUGUUCGUGCUCUACUACCUUAUAUGGAAAGCGGCGGCGGCGCAGUCCCCCGCACCUGCCGUGUGGGCCGUGGUCUACAUUCUCCUCUACGCUAACUCUGCCUGCAACCCGAUCGUCUACGCGCUGAGAAUAACGAGGUUCCGUAACGCCUUCCGCUUGAUUCUCACGCGCUCGACGAGCAGGAGUCUCGACUGA